This is a messenger RNA of Bombus huntii, 1933 nucleotides long. RefSeq names its product intraflagellar transport protein 56 (gene Ttc26). Gene Ontology annotation, biological process: intraciliary transport involved in cilium assembly; intraciliary anterograde transport. The transcript has 7 exons. NCBI's taxonomy places the organism in Eukaryota, Metazoa, Arthropoda, Insecta, Hymenoptera, Apidae. Gene Ontology annotation, molecular function: protein binding; intraciliary transport particle B binding. Gene Ontology annotation, cellular component: intraciliary transport particle B; ciliary base; ciliary basal body. The coding region runs from base 1 to 1734 and encodes 577 amino acids. The record is from RefSeq and is a predicted model, not a curated record.
AUGGUAAUCAAUAAAUUUCCGUAUCUAUUAGCAACGAUACUAUCAAGAGCGAAGCCAGCUGCUUCUGAAGGAGUGAGAAAGUCCGCAUCAGACAAAAGAACACCAAAAUUAGAGGAAUUUUUGGAGAAGCGCGAUUACACCGGCGCUUUGACACUUUUGGAGUUCAACAAUGCCUCAGAAACUACUGUAAAUUCCGAAUUAUGGAUGGGCUACUGCGCUUUUCACUUAGGAGACUACAAACGUGCAUCAAAAAUUUACGAGAAUUUAAAAAGGAAAGAUCAAGCACCGGCGGAUACGUCGACGAACUUAGCAUGUUGUUAUUUCUACCUUGGCAUGUACCCUGAGUCUCAACAAAUUCUCGAAGAUGCUCCACACAGUAAAUUGAAGAACAGAUUGUUGUUUCACUUAGCGCACAAGAUGGGAAAUGAAGCUAAAUUGAUGGAAUACCAUCAUAUGUUGGAGGAUAUGAUCGAAGAUCAACUUAGUUUGGCUUCUAUUCAUUACUUACGGGCUCAUUAUCAAGAGGCUAUCGAUGUUUAUAAAAAGAUCCUACUGGAGAACAGAGAUUACUUCGCGCUAAAUGUAUACGUUGCCUUGUGCUACUACAAAUUGGAUUACUAUGAUGUGGCGCAAGAAGUUCUUCAGGUUUAUCUACAAAAGUAUCCUGAUAGUGCGAUCGCCAUAAACUUAAAAGCCUGCAAUCAUUUCCGCCUGUACAAUGGUAACGCCGCGCAAAAUGAGAUGAAGCAGCUGAUAGAUAAGAUGUCCAACUCUCUCAGCUUCAGUCACGAUCUCAUACGUCACAACACAGUCGUACGUAACGUUAGAAAAUAUUCGAACCAUUUUAUACAUCACAAUACAAUCGUAUUUAAGGGCGGAGAAGGUGCGUUGCAAAUUUUGCCGAAUUUAGUGGACGUUAUACCGGAAGCCAGACUGAAUCUGGUAAUUUAUUACUUGAGACAAGACAACGUGCAAGAAGCGUUCGAAUUAAUCAAAGAUCUUGAACCAGCUGUCCCACAGGAGUACAUCUUGAAAGGGAUAGUCAACGCGGUAAUGGGUCAGGAAACGAAUUCCCGCGAUAACGUAAAGACGGCGCAACAAUACUUUCAAUUAGUGGGCUCUUCGGCGUCAGAAUGCGAUACCAUACCUGGCAGACAAUGCAUGGCCUCCUGUUUCUUCCUCUAUCGUCAGUUCGAGGAAGUCCUGGUGUAUUUGAAUUCGAUAAAAACUUACUUCUCCAACGAAGACAACUUCAACUUCAAUUACGCUCAGGCACAGGCCGCGGCGGGUUAUUUCAAAGAGGCGGAAGAGGCGUUUUUAAACAUAAGAAAUGAGAAAUACAAGAAUGAUUACAUUUAUAUCAGCCUAUUGGCGCACUGCUACAUAAUGAACAAGAAACCUCAGUUAGCCUGGGACUUGUAUCUAAAAAUGGACACGACGACGGAGUCGUUUAAUUUGCUUCAAUUGAUCGCGAAUGAUUGUUACAAAGUCGGUGAAUUUUGGUAUGCGGCAAAAGCGUUCGACAUGUUGGAACGAAUGGAUCCAAGUCCAGAAAAUUGGGAAGGGAAACGUGGUGCUUGUUGCGGCACUUUUCAAUAUAUUGUAGCUGAAAGGCAACCAAAAGAGCUCUUACCUGAGGUCGUACAGGUUUUGAAGAAUACCUCGAACUCACAAGUGGAACAGAUCAUUCGAGUGAUGCGUAAAUGGGGUAAAGAUAACAGAAUUAAUUGUUGAUGAUAGGAAUCGAGUGGACAGUGACUGAUCGUUAUCGUUAAGCCUGAAACGUUAAGCCUUAUCUGAAACACGUUGAACAGCUAUGGAAUGUUAAUGCAUCUUGUAACAUGCCUGUGUAAACUAUGUAUAUGCUAAUUCAAGACCACAGGCAAAAGAUACCACGGUGUUGAUGAUUUAAUAUAAAAUAGAUAUAUUUAAA